Acanthisitta chloris (rifleman) is the source of this 1005-nucleotide messenger RNA. RefSeq names its product methylmalonic aciduria (cobalamin deficiency) cblD type, with homocystinuria (gene MMADHC). NCBI's taxonomy places the organism in Eukaryota, Metazoa, Chordata, Aves, Passeriformes, Acanthisittidae. The record is from RefSeq and is a predicted model, not a curated record. Gene Ontology annotation, cellular component: mitochondrion. The annotation marks the transcript as partial. Gene Ontology annotation, biological process: cobalamin metabolic process. The transcript has 6 exons.
GUGCUCUGUAACAGAGCAAGAUUGGUCACCUACCUCCCAGGGUUUUAUUCCUUAGUCAAAAGAGUUGUAAACCCCAAGACUUUUUCCACAGCAGGUUCCUCUGGCUCAGAUGAGCCUCAUGUGGCUGCUGCACCUCCUGAUUUAUGUCCAAGGACUGUGUGGCCAGAUGAAGUGAUGGGUCCGUUUGGGCCUCAGGACCAGAGGUUCCAGCUGCCUGGCAACAUUGGCUUUGACUGUCACCUCAAUGGCACUGCUUCCCAGAAGAACACCCAAGCCUCAAAGACCUUGCCUGAUAUCUUAGCAGAGCCUUCAGCAAGUGAAAGGCAUGAAUUUGUGAUGGCACAGUACAUCCAUGAGUUCCAGGGUUCUGAUGCUCCACAGAAGCAGCAAAUCAACACUGCUGAAACAUACUUUGAAAAUGCCAAGGUGGAAUGUGCAGUACAAGCUUGUCCUGAGCUGCUUCGGAAAGACUUUGAGUCCAUGUUCCCAGAGGUCAGUGCCAACCGGUUAACUGUGCUAACUGUCACCCAGAAGACCAAAAAUGACAUGACUGUGUGGAGUCAGGAGGUGGAGGAUGAGAGGGAGAUGCUCCUAGAGAAUUUCAUUAAUGGUGCCAAGGAAAUCUGCUAUGCAAUUUCUGCUGAGGGCUACUGGGCUGACUUCAUUGAUCCUUCCUCAGGACUGGCAUUCUUUGGGCCUUACACCAACAACACUCUGUUUGAGACAGACGAGCGCUACCGACACUUGGGCUUUGCUGUGGAUGACCUUGGCUGCUGCAAAGUCAUCCGUCACAACAUCUGGGGCACUCACGUGGUUGUUGGAAGCAUCUUCACCAAUGCUGAGCCUGACAGCCCCAUCAUGAAAAAACUAAGUGGCAACUAGGAGUCCUCAGGGUAGCCCAAGUUCUUAUGACCUUUGAAUUCGUUGACUUGAUGAUUCUCUCUCAGCAUGGUCAGGAAAUGCCACACUUGGAAGUGUUCUUAGAUAAUAAAGUAGCUGUUAUUU